AUGUGGCUGUCAGGCGAUCGGGUACCGAGGCGUCAAGGCUUUGUCACUGUCGGAUCGUGUCGGUACACAGAGCGGCAGAACGGGGUGCUACAACCAACCACGGAUGCGACGAGCGAAGAGGAUGUUCUGGUCGGGGAUCCGACAGGACCCAUGGUCGAUUACCCGCAGUACGACCCGCUUCUGAAACGCCCCGCAGCAGUCAGUAACCAGGUCGUGAAGUAG
Molecule: messenger RNA, 222 nt
Organism: Phytophthora nicotianae INRA-310
Lineage: Eukaryota; Oomycota; Peronosporomycetes; Peronosporales; Peronosporaceae
Exons: 1
Coding region: 1-222 (73 amino acids)
Source: RefSeq, a predicted model, not a curated record